AUGGGGAGGAAACUCAUGCCAAAAAACGUGAGAAUCAACGAGAUAGCUCAGAAGGAGGAAUCUCGGGCAAAAAAUCGUGAAUAUCAACGAGACAGGUAUGUUGCAUUGCCUAACCACAAGAAAGAGGAAUUUCGGGAAAAAAAUCGUGAGUACCAACAUAGUCGUCGGGUUCGUCUAAAGGCUGAGGCUGAAAUCACUGAUAGUAGAAUGGAUGAUAAAGGCAACUCUUGUAAGAGGAAACGGGACAUUGCUUCACAAGUUGAUAAUAUAGAUCAAGGCACUCCUGAAGAUCAGGACACUUUAAAGCACAUGGCCAAGAAGAGGUAUAGGCAUGCAAUGCCUGGUGAUAAGAAGGAUGAGGUCCUUGCUAAAAACGUGUUGGGAAAGGUGUAUAUCAACAUGAUUAUCGUGCAAAAAAAAGUUGAUCAAGAACCUUUCAAUUCUGACAUUUGGGAACCAGAAGACACAUUGCAUGGAAUGGAGGAAAAUGAUUUAGAUCAACAGAACCCAAAUGAAGAUGGCCCUGACAUAUACGAGGAUGAUGAAGCUAGAAUGUUUAAUGAUAAAGAUUUCAAAUACGAGUAUUCUAUAGAGCCCAUAACAAGAAUAAAUGGUCAUGAUCCUUAUAACUUUGUGUAUGUGGGUCUUCCUGAGACCCAUCAUGUCUUGAAUAAAGUGGAGAACUACUUUUAUUGUCGUGCAAAGAGGUUUGAAGGUGAAGGUCCUGCAUUCUGUUGUCGGAACGGAUGGGUUAAUAUAUUUAUACCAGAGGUCUCAGAUCAGCUCUACCGAUUGUUCACAAGUCAAACUGACAAGGAUGCAAAGUAUUUCAGAAGGAACAUUUGUUACUUCAAUUCACACUUUUCUUUCACAAGCAUGGGGAUUUCCAUUGAUCGUAGUCUGGAAACAGCAAAAGGACCAACGCUUGUUGAGAUCAAUGAUGUCUCGGAGACGAAUGUACAUGAAGAAGAAAUUACAGAGUCACGACGAUACGUCAGCACUAGGGAAUAUCUAUGUUUCAGGCUUCAAAUUCGUGAGGGAGAAUUUAAUGUCAUGUUUCAUGGUGGGAGGCUUUUCCAGCACUGGGCCAUUGAUAUGUAUGUGAAGGUGGAGUCAAUGUGUUUAGACUGGUACUCAAAACCGGCGCAUCAAGAUCUAAUUCGUGCUGAUCUAUACCAGAUUAGAUGUAUUUGA
Messenger RNA from Miscanthus lutarioriparius, 1194 nucleotides. NCBI's taxonomy places the organism in Eukaryota, Viridiplantae, Streptophyta, Magnoliopsida, Poales, Poaceae. The record is from the annotation of a GenBank genome assembly.